UUUUGUUUUUUUGACCUUCCUAUUUCAUUAUGCUGGACUAGUUUGAGGAAAUGGAGAAGCUCACUUCAGGUUGGUGAGACAGCAUUAAAUCUGUUCCCGAGUCUAAUAUUUUGCCACCGGAAUCAUACCUGGCAAUGGUGUGGUUCCUUGAUGUGACACCAUUCCGUUAAUCGAUCUUGGAGGAGAUCUUCUCACUAAUUGUGAUCGAUUUAAAGUCAUUCAUCAAAUCGUGAAGGCUAGUCAAGAACAUGGAUUCUUUCAGGUUUUGAUCUUUACUCCUUUCCUUUUUUCUUUGCUUCACCUGAAUUACAUGUUUAGAACUUUACAUGCACCAAGAUUACAAGAACAGUUUCUUAAUUUGAGUCCAUGAUAAAACAGAAAAUCCUAAUAGUACAUAUAGUUUUUCUGACAAAUGAUAUACUUUCGAACUAAAAAAAUGAAAAUACGGUUGAUUAAUCAUGGGAUCUCGGAGAAGAUAAUGCAUGAUGUCUCAGAGGUGGUGAAUGAGUUCUUUCAACUGCCUGCCAACGAAAAAGAAAGGUUCUGCUCUAAUGACCCGAAACAAAGUUGCAGACUAUCCACAAGCAUCGACUAUUUUCAGGAAAAGAUACAAUACUGGAGAGACAACUUGCGACACCAAUGCCAUCCUCUUGAGGAACACUUUCAGUGUUGGGCUGAAAAACCUUCGCAAUAGCGAGAAGUGGCUGGGACGUAUUCGGUCGAGGUUAGGAAACUGAGCUUGUUGCUAUUGGAUCUAAUCUGCGAAGGGUUAGGACUUGAAAGUAGAUAUUUUAAUGGGAAUGGCCUAAGCCAAGUCCAAUUGAUGAGCAUUAAUCACUAUCCACCAUCCUCAGAUCCGAGUUUAACCUUGGGAUUGCCUAAACAUAGUGAUGUUAAGUGUUAACCUCUUUACCAUUUUGCUCCAAGCUGGAGAAGUGCCAGGGCUUCAAGUCCUCGAGGACGGAAAAUGGCUUGCUGUUGAUCCUCUUCCUACUGCAUUUGUCAUCACCAUUGGCUAUGUGUUUCAGGUUAUAAGUAAUGGGAAGCUGAAGAGUGUCGAUCAAAGGGUGGUCACGAAUUCAAAGGUUGCACGAACAACGGUUGGCAUCUGCAUCUUUCCUUCUUCUGAUAGCCGUAUCGAACCCGCAAAAGAUCUGGUUGACAAGUGCCAUCCUCCACUCUAUAAAAGUUUCAUAUGCAAAGAUUUUAGUGACACAUAUAUCUCUGAGAUCAUCAAUGGAAUAACAACUGAGCGUUAUAAACUCCAUCUUUCUGAAUAAUUCACCUGGACAGGUUGAUCCCAACUUUCUGAAGCAAUAUAAGCUUAAAUUGCAAGACUCCUGUUGCUCUUGCUAUACUUUCACUUUCAAAAUUGAAUGACAAUGAUGUUUAUCAAUUGGAUGAAAUUUA
This is a messenger RNA of Populus trichocarpa (black cottonwood), 1410 nucleotides long. Its product is annotated as 2'-deoxymugineic-acid 2'-dioxygenase. The record is from RefSeq and is a predicted model, not a curated record. NCBI's taxonomy places the organism in Eukaryota, Viridiplantae, Streptophyta, Magnoliopsida, Malpighiales, Salicaceae. The coding region runs from base 891 to 1280 and encodes 129 amino acids. The transcript has 3 exons.